This is a messenger RNA of Dendroctonus ponderosae (mountain pine beetle), 501 nucleotides long. RefSeq names its product protein FAM98B. The coding region runs from base 93 to 398 and encodes 101 amino acids. The record is from RefSeq and is a predicted model, not a curated record. Lineage: Eukaryota; Metazoa; Arthropoda; Insecta; Coleoptera; Curculionidae. The transcript has 3 exons.
AGAGGAACAGCCUCCUGAAGAAGAUCUAGAAUCCCAGUGCAGUCAAGCUAAAUAGGUCAGUGAUCUGAGGUGUGUGCAAUUUAUCAAGAACAAUGAUUAAGGAAACAAUAAUUUUUGCGACCGCACUUUUGGCGCUGAGUCAAGCUAUGUCCAUCGACAAAGAACCGAAUGAAAAGGUGGCGAUUCCAGUAGCUGUUGAAGACAAACAAGAUGUUCAGGAAAGUGAUGAUUUGCAACCUGAAGCCAGCGCUUGGGGCGGACGGGGUCGUGGAGGAUGGGGCGGACAUGGCAAAAGAGGUGGGGGAUAUGGACACUACGGAGGAUGGGGCGGUGGCCACGGAGGUUACGGAGGUGGAUACGGAGGUUACGGAGGUGGACACAGAGGACAUUGGGGCUAAACAGGGAUUCCUACUCGGUUAUCACUUUUGUUCAGUCAGAACAGCGAUUUUGAAUAAUAAUUCAUUGUAAUUUUGGUAUGAUUAAAGACGUGUAUGUAUAGGG